AUGAUCCAAAUCAACCAGCACGACAUUGAGAAAGCGCGAACUCGAUAUGAGACAGAGCGAGAAAAGCGAUUGCGGCCAGAUGGAAUGUUCCAGUACACCGAUAUCAAAAAUGCUGAUGCAGUGAAUGGACCCAUCUGUCCACAGAUCUCAGGCGACGUCAAUAUAUUGCAAAAAUGCCGCGUGCUUAUUGUUGGUGCCGGGUUCGGUGGACUUCUUUUCGCCGUCAGGUUACUCCAGUCUGGCUUCCUCCUCGCGAACGAGACUCUUCUCGUGGACACAGCUGGAGGAUUUGGAGGGACCUGGUGGUGGAACUCAUAUCCUGGGUUGACCUGUGAUGUCGAAAGCUACACAUACAUGCCGCUCCUCGAAGAGACAAACUACAUGCCAUCGCAGAAGUACGUCUCUGGGUUGGAGCUGAAGGAGCAUGCCCAACGCAUCGCGACGAAGUGGAAAUUGAGCGAGAGAGGCCUUUUCGAAGCAAAGGUUGAGGAACUGACCUGGGGCGAUCGUGAGGGUCAAUGGACUACAAGAAUCACACGGACCGAUGGAGCUUCUCGAUACAUCAAAUCCGAAUUCGUCAUUAUGGCCACUGGGCUUCUACACUCUCCAAAGAUCCCCAAGCUGCAUGGUCUUGAACAAUUCCAAGGAAAGGUAUUCCACACCUCGCGCUGGGAUUACGACUACACCGGAGGUACUCAGAAAAAUCCGACAAUGGACCGAUUGAAUGACAAAACAAUUGGCUUUGUCGGAACCGGAGCAUCUGCGGUUCAAGCAAUUCCUCAUCUUGCACAGUGGGCCAGGAAACUAGUUGUUUUUCAACGAACGCCAUCCGCGGUCGAUUCACGCAACAACCGUCAAACGGACCCAGGUUGGUGGAAGGAAUAUACAGAGUCGGGGGAGCUGGGAUGGCAACGGCGGCGAAUGGAGAAUUUCAACGCUUUCCUGUCUAAUGAUACUCCUUUCCCCGAAGUCAAUAUGGUCGCAGAUCGGUGGACCGAAAUGCCCUCUUUCAGCGUGCUCAUCGGUGGUUCACAUGCUCUUGAAUCAGAGUAUUUGACACGGAUGAACGAGAAAGAUCUUUAUCGCCAAGAAUCUAUUCGACGUCGCAUUGUCGACGCAGUGACCGAUCGGGAUACCGCAUCCAAAUUGCAGCCUUGGUAUGAUGGAUGGUGCAAGCGGCCAUGCUUCAGCGAUGACUUCUUGGAGACAUUCAACCGAUCAAACGUCACCUUGGUUGAUACGGAUGGAAAAGGAAUCAACGAUCUCACUGAAGCAGGUAUCCUUGUGGGAGAGCAAGAGUUCAGCCUGGAUGCCAUUAUUUUGGGAACCGGAUACAGCCUCGGGGGAAGUGCUGAUCGAGGCAGCAUUUCCAUAACCGGGCGCAACAACAUAACCUUCCAGCAAAAGUGCCAGAGUGGUCUGGCGACUUUACACGGAGUCUGCACAAAUGGGUUCCCCAACCUGUUUUUCCCGGGUCCCUACCAGGCCGGCGCGACCGCCAACCAGGUUUAUGUACUCGAUCAGUUGGCUCUUCAUGUGGCUCAUAUCAUAUCCGAAGCAGGAAAAUUAAAAACAGCAGAACUCAGUAGACAGGAUGCAAUGUUUACUGUUGAGCCCAGCGUUGAAAUGGAAAAUCAGUGGAAAUCAAAGGUUUUGUCGAAAGCCUGGGCCCUCAGAGGGACUCUCAACUGCACUCCAGGAUAUUUCAACCGGGAGGGACUCAGGAUGAGUGAGGAUCAAGCGUAUCUUGCAGCGCAUUUCAGCAUUUGGGGCGAGGGUAUUGCCAGCUUCAUCAGGGAGAUUGAAGGCUGGCGAAACGAAGGCCGAUUGGAUGGGCUUGAGAUUUGGUCGCGAUGA
This is a messenger RNA of Penicillium salamii, 1857 nucleotides long. The record is from the annotation of a GenBank genome assembly. NCBI's taxonomy places the organism in Eukaryota, Fungi, Ascomycota, Eurotiomycetes, Eurotiales, Aspergillaceae.